ACUUGGAGCAGCUCUGCCGCGGGGACUGCACUGUCCGCCCUGCCAGACCCGCCCCGACUGGGGCUCGCCGUCGCCAGCAGUCACAGCCCUGCGACCUCGGGCCCUGCGCCGGCUAUGGCUGCGUCCUGGGACUGAGCCCGCAGGUUGUGUGACCGAGAUUCCCAAAAAGACAGAGACUGACAGAAGAAGAGAAGGAGGAGGGGCGGGCUCCUGGCAAGGCGUUCGCUCCUGAACAGAGUCCUGCAAAGAUGGAGAAGGAAGAGGAGACAACCCGGGAGCUGCUGCUACCUAACUGGCAGGGCAGUGGCUCCCAUGGGCUGACCAUUGCCCAGAGGGACGAUGGAGUCUUUGUACAGGAAGUGAUGCAGAACUCCCCUGCGGCCCGCACUGGGGUGGUCAAAGAGGGGGACCAGAUUGUGGGCGCCACCAUCUACUUUGACAACCUGCAGUCUGGUGAGGUGACCCAGCUGCUGAACACCAUGGGGCAUCACACUGUUGGCUUGAAGUUGCACCGUAAGGGGGACCGUUCCCCUGAGCCUGGACAGACCUGGACCCAUGAAGUCUUCAGCUCCCGUAGCUCCGAGGUGGUUCUGAGCACAGCACAGCCUUCAGCCCUGGACUGCAAAGACCAGACUAAACCCGAGGAAGCCAUCACCAAAGCUGGGGCAGCUUUGGUCUCUGCCCCAGACGCAGGGCUGUAGCAGUGGCCAGGAAGAAAGCUGCCCCCACUGGAAGUUGUUUCUGUGGCUGUUCUUUGGAGCAUUGUUCUAAAAAUGGGAAAUUACAUCUUGCCAUGCCAAAGGAAACAAACACCACAGUAAAAGGGACACCUUCCCUGAGGUGGCUUUUUGGAGCAUGCACAACUGGAGCUACAGCCACUUCUGGAUGGAGGCUGUGGUAGAACAGGCGCUUUCUUUUCUUACAAGGGAUGGGAUGUGGGCUUUUCUCUGCAAUUAGGGUGGGCUUCGGCAGCUAUGGGUAUAGGUGAUUGUCUACUUAUCCACCCAAUAAACAUUUGUCAAGCAUCAUCCGUUCUG
Messenger RNA from Onychomys torridus (southern grasshopper mouse), 1037 nucleotides. It is a transcript of the gene Ahnak, whose product is annotated as AHNAK nucleoprotein. Bases 249 to 701 code for a protein of 150 amino acids. Gene Ontology annotation, molecular function: protein binding. The record is from RefSeq and is a predicted model, not a curated record. Gene Ontology annotation, cellular component: nucleus; costamere; cytoplasm. Gene Ontology annotation, biological process: regulation of RNA splicing. Lineage: Eukaryota; Metazoa; Chordata; Mammalia; Rodentia; Cricetidae. The transcript is spliced from 6 exons.